This is a messenger RNA of Syzygium oleosum, 1298 nucleotides long. Its product is annotated as phosphoserine phosphatase, chloroplastic. Bases 204 to 1088 code for a protein of 294 amino acids. The transcript has 9 exons. Gene Ontology annotation, molecular function: magnesium ion binding; L-phosphoserine phosphatase activity. Lineage: Eukaryota; Viridiplantae; Streptophyta; Magnoliopsida; Myrtales; Myrtaceae. Gene Ontology annotation, cellular component: cytoplasm. Gene Ontology annotation, biological process: dephosphorylation; L-serine biosynthetic process. The record is from RefSeq and is a predicted model, not a curated record.
CCUCCUAACCUUGAUACAUCUGGCAAGGAAAAACAGAACCGUACCAGUUUCACCCACUUUCUUCCACCAACCUCACGCAGAUCCGAAUAUUGCAGAUCCAACACAGCAAGAACGCCAGCGAAGGCAAAACGAAAAGGCAAAAGAAGCGCUCGACGCCCAUUGCAGCCGAACGAACAACGGGCGUGAAUUGUAUCAAUAUAUUCAUGGAAGGUUUGAAGUGCGUACAAAGCGCACCUGUUUAUACCCACAGAAGCCGGCAUCUGUCGCCUCUUGUUCGGACAUCUACGCUGAGAUACGUGCAGACUCCAUACAGAAACCGAGUGUGGAUGACCAUGAGCUCAAUGUCAUUUAACUCGGUUUCUGCCUCCGUUCAUUCACUGGAGGGUUCAAAAUUGAGUCACUCUGACAACACAUUGCCAUCUAAAGAAGUUCUGGACCUUUGGAGAAAUGCCGAUGCUGUAUGCUUUGAUGUGGAUAGCACUGUGUGUGUUGAUGAAGGCAUCGAUGAGCUUGCAGAGUUCUGUGGAGCUGGAAAAGCUGUUGCAGAAUGGACUGCGAGAGCAAUGGGUGGUUCAGUUCCUUUCGAGGAGGCCUUGGCUGCGAGAUUAUCUUUGUUCAAUCCUUCCUUGUCCCAAGUCCAAGAUUUCUUAAAAAGGCCCCCGAGGAUUUCUCCUGGUAUAAAUGAGUUGAUCAUGAAGCUGAAGGCCCAAAAAACAGAUGUUUAUCUCAUCUCUGGAGGAUUUCGCCAAAUGAUCAAUCCCGUUGCCUCAAUUCUUGGGAUUCCUCCUGAAAACAUUUUUGCCAAUCAACUGCUAUUUGGAAGUUCUGGGGAGUUUUUGGGGUUUGACACCAAUGAGCCUACCUCUCGAAGCGGUGGAAAGGCCACUGCAGUACAACAAAUAAGGAAGGCCCAUGGAUACAAAGCUUUAGUCAUGAUCGGGGACGGUGCAACUGAUCUCGAGGCCCGUAAGCCAGGUGGUGCGGACUUGUUUAUAUGCUAUGGAGGCGUUCAACUUCGAGAGGCUGUAGCAGCUAAAGCUGACUGGCUGGUGUUCAAUUUUAAGGAUCUGAUAAAUUCCUUGGACUAAAGUUGUUCCAUGUGAUGCAUCCGCAUUUUUCAGACCUCUUUCGAUUGUUGCGAUAAAAUGUAUAUAUUUCACAUGAGAAGAUGAUGUAGAGUGAAAGAAUAUCACUCUCUUCGACAUUCUUUCAUCAGCUCGACUUAGUGGUAGAUGUUCGUUCAAUUAAUUGGUUAUGUUGAUGCUUGCGAAAUUAGUAAGAGAUUGAGAUUGGUAUCC